AUGCCCAUUCGUGGCCUGCAAGAAUUCCUCAGCGAGAGGAGGCUCGUCCAGACGGGCAACAUCAGCUCGCUGGCACACACGAGGCUCGGCAUCGAAGGCGCUAAUUGGCUCAAGAAGCUUCCCGUCAAUGAGCCUUUCCAGGUUGCUACCGGUGGAGCCCCUCUCACCCUCGCCCACGCGGUGGACGCAGAACUCGACAAAUUCAAGAAGGCCUCAGUGAAACCGCUGUUCGUGUUCUCGGGGCUUAAUCUCGUGAAGAAGGAUCGCCCCUUCCUCGCCGGUGGUGCCGACAGUCGCGCGCAGAAGAGAAGCAGCGCGUGGGACGCCUACUACAAGGGACAGAUCUCUCAGGCCGCGUCCCUCUUUGAAAACGCUGAGAAGUACAUCAGCCUCAAUUUCCUCACUGAGGUGUUGCAACACUUCCACGCCCACGGGGUAGAGUUCAUGCGAGCUCCCUACUACUCCUGGCCUCAGGGCUACGUGCAAACCGUGUACGCUGGACUCGAGCUCCUGCUGUUUGGCGUUUCUCGCAUCGUCGUCAGCAUUGACUUUGAGAAAGGAACGUAUGAGUGGGUCGAUCACGCAGCUGUAUUGCGGGAGUUGAACAUGACGCAGGACCAGUUCAUCGAUGCGUGCAUACUUGCUGGCUUCGACCUUUGCUCUACCUUCCCGCCCCUGCUCGAGGGUCCCUUCAACUUCAGAGCCGCUUACGAAAUGGUCAAGGGCUACAAAACCGGACUCACCGCGGUGCAAAACCACAUCAACCAUCCCCAAGUACAAAAGCUCAACUACCUCGACCUGUUCAUGCGCACAAGGAAUGUCAUUCGGCACCACGUCAUUUUCACCACCAACUGUACCUGCGAGCCGUUCAACAAGCACGCUUGCCCAAGCGACCUGCACGAGUUGAUCAGCCCGCGCCUGCCGAAUGAGCUCUAUUUCUUGUUGUGUCAAGGCGGCAUCUUGCCUCAGGUCGUUAAUAACCUGCUCUCUGGCGCUCUUCUCGAAGCGCCGCCUCUGGUGGACUCCGACGAGUACAGGCGCAUGCUCGGCGACUUGAUCGACAUCCGCACCAAGACGCUGGCCAUCCUCUCGCUUUCGCUCCAUGACUGGUACAAGCAAAAGAGAGUUGUAACCAUCCGAUGGUUCGACCCGUCGAGCGAGUACGACCUUGACCACGCCUACAGGGAUGACGUCCUCGAGUACCUCAAGUGCUACGUGAAACACUCGGACAUCAUGAACCAGCUGCAAAAGAUCAACAAAAGUUCCGCUGCCGACAUUGGCCUGAGCUUCGUCCUCCAAAUGGUGCAGGACUUGGGUCCGCCGGAUCUCAGCGUUCCUGAUGAGCCCAUUGUGUCCCAGGAGGAGCUCAUGGCCGCCGUGCUUUUCCAGGGCUUGGAAAUUCGAGGAUACCUCACGCCCGACCGACAACUGACGGUGCUCGGCAAGGCGCUCUCUUUGGUCGAGAGCAAAUAUCAAGAGGAAACGUUCAUCUUGAUCGAGCUUCUCACGACCGGCCAUCUCCAGCCUACUCCGCUUCAUACCCAGCCUAGGAGGCCCCUCUUGGAGGCCAACUCCCCUUACGCCAAGGAGAUCACUCUCAUUUCGCGUGUUGUGAGCUUGCUCUCCAUGAACUACCACGCGGACAAGCCGUGGUCGGGUCCCAUCGACCAUGAACUGAUGGGCUUCAACUCCAUCGUGAAGGCCCUGCAGCGCUCACUGCGAAACUUGACCGAGAUCCUCACCGCGCACGCUGUCAUCACCCACAAAGCCCGCCUCUCCCCCGAGGACUACAUCAACACCUCAUUCAGGCUGCCCUUCCUGAAGGAAAGCAGCACGGCGAUGGGCGUGGUCAUCAAGUACUACCUGCUGGGCGACGACAUGCCCGCCCUCGUUUCCAAGUUCCCCGCGUGCAGGGACAUCACCACCGACCUCAACAACGCCUUCGCCUUCUGGGACCAGGCCAUGAAGGUGCUCGUCUUCCUUCGCGACGUCCAGUUCAUCUCGCCCGAACUCUUUGCCGAGUUUGCCUCCGCCGACAGGCUCCUCCACGGCCAGUGA
Molecule: messenger RNA, 2058 nt
Organism: Acanthamoeba castellanii str. Neff
Lineage: Eukaryota; Discosea; Longamoebia; Acanthamoebidae
Product: viral life cyclerelated protein
Exons: 16
Coding region: 1-2058 (685 amino acids)
Biological process (GO): DNA double-strand break processing; DNA recombination; mismatch repair
Cellular component (GO): nucleus
Molecular function (GO): 5'-3' DNA exonuclease activity; 5'-flap endonuclease activity
Source: RefSeq, a predicted model, not a curated record